CUCAGAUGCUGCAAGAACUCCUUCCCAGCCGCUGGCCACUCACUGGUGCCUUUGUGAUCGUCCCCCGAUUCAAUAUGGCGGAGCUUUCUGAGCCUGAAGUUCCAGUAGAUUGGAAAGAACGAUGCGUAGCUCUGGAGUCUCAGCUCAUGAAAUUUAGAGUUCAAGCAAGCAAGAUAAGAGAGCUCUUAGCAGAGAAAAUGCAACAGCUUGAGAGACAAGUUAUUUAUGCUGAACGUCAAGCAGAAAAGGCUUUUCAGCAGGUGCAAGUUAUGGAAGAAAAAUUAAAGGCAGCCAAUAUUCAAACUAGUGAAUCAGAGACAAGGCUGUAUAAAAAGUGUCAAGAUCUGGAGUCUCAACUACAGGAAAAAGAUGACAUCAUCCAGAACUUGGAGCUGCAACUUGAAGAGCAGAAACAAGUAAGGAUACGAGAAGCUAAGAUAAUAGAAGAAAAAGCAGCCAGGAUCAAAGAGUGGGUAACAGUUAAGUUAAACGAGCUGGAAUUAGAAAAUCAGAAUCUUCGUUUAAUCAACCAAAACCAAACUGAAGAGCUAAGAACAAUGCAGUCAAAAGUACAAGAACAAGGGAAGAAGGCACCUGCCGUCUCUGCAGAAGUUCCAGGAAAGAAGGCGUCCACCGUCUCAGUUCCAAAGCUUUUGGAAGGUCAGCGCCUGAGCAGCUUGACGUUCGGGUGCUUUUCGUCCCGAGCAAAGAGCCCCACUCAUGCAGUGAAACCCGAGGAAGCGAGCAAAGACCCCGAGUUCGCUGAAGGAAAACGCACGGAAGAAGUGACAAGCGCAGAGAAGUCUGACGGCCAAGCUCACGAAAGCAACAGAAGCCAGAGAACGCCGCACGAAGCGCCGUGCGGCUCGGAGCAGAACCGGCAGCCGAGAGCCAGCGUGGCAACGGACGGCGGCACGUCCCAGAACUCGGGGGCUCCGGGGAGCGACUGGAGUUCUGACGAGGAAGAGGGGAGCAAAGGCCGAGCCAAGUCCAGGUGCACGUCCACCCUCUCGAGCCACACGUCCGAGGAGGGGGGCCGCUGUGGCCGGCUGGGCAGCGAGGCGUAUCUCACGGCGUCCGAUGACAGCAGCUCUAUGUUUGAAGAAGAGACCUUCGACGUCCGGCGGCCAGAGCCCAGGAUGCUGUAUUCCUGGCAGCAGGAGGCUCAGUGGAAAGCGCAGAAUAGUCUGGGGAAGGGCAAUUCUGAGUCAAGCAAAAAGGAGCAAGAUAGCUCCUCGGACGAACUGAAUAAAAAGUUUCAGUCUCAGAGACUGGAUUACUCAUCCUCAUCAAGUGAGGCCAACACCCCGAGCCCCAUUUUGACCCCGGCUCUAACUCCAAAACAUCCCAGCUCCCUCCCUGGCAAAGGAUCCCAACCAGUGCCUUCGUCGCACCUGCCGCCCCCCAAGUUAAGGAUCCCCAAUGUCUUCAGCAUAAGCGUGGCGCUCACCAAAAAGCACCUAAGCCAGCCUCAGUUAUCCUCCGACAGGACGUUCGGCACGAACAGAAACGCCAUCAGCAUGAUACGACCGCUGAAGCCCCAGGAAACAGACCUCGACCUUGUCGACGCCGAGGUCGUAGAGAUGGACACGGGCCACGACGAGGGGCUGUUUUCCUGUGACUCCCUGGAACCUCCGUGUCUAGAUGACCAAGAAGCCCGUGACUCGGCCAAGAAGGCAGCGUGUCCCAAGCCUCCCACGCCCCCCCUGCACCGCUUUCCCUCUUGGGAAAGCAGAAUUUAUGCUGUAGCCAAAUCAGGCAUCCGAAUGUCUGAAGCCUUCAGUAUGGAGAAUGUUAAUAAAAAUUCGGCCACCAUGCUGUCCUAUAGCGCUUCGGGCCUUUACACAGCUCUGAUAUACGAGAAUAUGACAACCCCAGUGUAUGCAACGUUGAAGGGGAAGGCGACACAAAUAAGCAGCAGCCCUUUCCUGGAUGAGUCGUCAGGCUCCGAGACAGAUGACAGCUCCAGGUCCAGCUCGCGGACAUCCGAGUCAGACACACGCAGCCGCAGUGGGCCAGGCAGCCCCCGAGCCAUGAAGCGAGGUGUGUCUGUCUCCUCUGUGACUUCCGAAAGCGAUUACGCCAUUCCUCCUGACGCGUACCUUACGGACGCAGAGUACGCGCAGCCCGAGCAGAAGCUGCUGAAGAUCUGCUCGUCUUCCAGCGAUAAUGGGAAAAAUGAGCCAUUGGAGAAAUCUGGAUAUCUACUGAAAAUGAGUGGGAAAGUCAAGACUUGGAAGCGGAGGUGGUUUGUCCUUAAAGGUGGAGAAUUACUUUACUACAAGUCUCCGAGUGAUGUGAUCAGAAAACCCCAGGGCCAUAUUGAACUCAGUGCAUCCUGCAGUAUUUUAAGAGGCGAUAACAAACAGACAGUUCAGUUGACCACUGAAAAGCACACCUACUACCUGACUGCAGAUUCUCCCAAUAUAUUGGAAGAGUGGAUAAAAGUGUUACAGAAUGUUCUUCGAGUACAAGCUGCCAACCCCGUCUGCCUGCAGCCUGAGGGCAAGCCCACAGUGAAGGGAUUGCUCACGAAGGUAAAACAUGGCUACUCCAAGAGAGUGUGGUGUACGCUUGUUGGGAAGAUACUGUAUUAUUUCCGUAGUCAAGAAGAUAAGUUUCCUUUAGGUCAGAUCAAGCUCUGGGAGGCUAAGGUUGAGGAGGUGGACAGGUCCUGUGACUCGGAUGAAGAUUACGAAGCCAGUGGACGCAGUUUGUUAUCUACUCACCACACCAUCGUGAUCCAUCCCAAAGACCAGGGACCCACUUACCUCCUGAUCGGGUCCAAGCAUGAAAAGGACACUUGGCUGUAUCACCUGACUGUUGCAGCCGGAAGUAACAAUGUCAGUGUUGGAUCUGAAUUUGAACAACUUGUUUGCAAGCUGCUAAAUAUAGAAGGGGAACCUUCUUCCCAGAUAUGGAGACACCCCACCUUGUGUCACAGCAAAGAGGGGAUCCUGUCCCCUCUGACCACACUCCCUUCUGAAGCCCUGCAGACAGAAGCAAUUAAGUUAUUCAAGACCUGCCAGCUUUUCAUUAAUGCAGCCGUUGACUCCCCUGCGAUUGAUUACCACAUAUCUCUAGCACAGAGCGCUCUGCAGAUCUGCCUGACGCAUCCUGAGCUACAGAAUGAAAUUUGCUGCCAGCUUAUUAAGCAGACGAGGCGAAGACAGGCCCAGAACCAGGCAGGACCGUUGCAGGGCUGGCAGCUCUUGGCGCUCUGUGUCGGGCUCUUCCUUCCCCAUCAUCCCUUCCUGUGGCUCCUCCGGCUUCAUCUAAAGAGGAACGCAGAUCCCAGGACAGAAUUUGGAAAAUAUGCCAUUUACUGCCAGCGAUGUGUAGAAAGAACCCAACAAAACGGGGAUCGGGAGGCAAGACCCUCGAGGAUGGAAAUUCUUUCAACCCUCCUGCGGAACCCUUACCACCAUUCCUUGCCUUUCAGCAUACCUGUGCACUUCAUGAAUGGGAUAUAUCAGGUAGUUGGGUUUGAUGCAUCCACCACAGUGGAAGAGUUUUUGAAUACUCUGAACCAGGACACCGGGAUGAGGAAGCCAGCCCAGUCUGGAUUUGCGUUGUUCACCGAUGAUCCUUCUGGCAGAGACCUCGAGCAUUGUCUCCAAGGCAACAUCAAGAUUUGUGACAUUAUUUCUAAAUGGGAACAAGCUUCCAAAGAACAGCAACCUGGGAAAUGUGAGGGCACAAGGACUGUUCGUUUAACUUACAAAAACAGACUUUAUUUCUCAAUGCAAGCUCAUGGAGAAACUGAUAGAGAAAAGUUGCUGCUAAUGUAUCAGACAAAUGAUCAAAUAAUAAAUGGCCUUUUCCCUCUGAACAAGGAGCUGGCAUUAGAAAUGGCAGCUCUUAUAGCUCAGGUGGAGAUUGGAGAUUUUGAAAGACCUUUCUCUACUCCAGCAGGGCAGGCCACCAACCAGGGCAAAGCAAGUCAGACUCUCAGACAAGUCAUAGAGAAAUUUUACCCUAAAAGGUACAGAGACGGCUGCACUGAGGAACAGUUAAGGCAGCUCUCCCAGCGACUUUCCACCAGGUGGAUGGCCCUCCGGGGACACAGCGCUGCUGACUGCGUGCGCAUUUACUUGACAGUGGCCAGGAAGUGGCCUUUCUUUGGUGCCAAGUUGUUUUUUGCAAAACCUGUCACUCCAUCAUCACUUGGGAACACUUUCAUGUGGCUGGCUAUACAUGAGAAUGGCUUGAGCAUCCUAGAAUACAGCUCCAUGAGGCUGGUGGUCAGCUAUGUGUACAGAAGUCUGGUGACCUUUGGGGGUCAUCAAGACGAUUUCAUGGUGGUCAUCAAUACACACGCAAAAGACAACCCCACAGAGAGACUGCUUUUUGCCAUGGCAAAACCCAAGAUUCUUGAAAUCACUCUUCUGAUCGCCAGCUACAUCAACAACUUCCAUCAGCAAAAGGCAGCAUUUCACCAUCUCUCUGCUCCAGCUCUGCUCUCAACCCAGACCCAGGGACCCCACGCCAGGCCGUCGGGAAGCCAGCCCCUUCUGUCCAACAGCAGGCCCACCAAGGGGCCCACCCUGCUCUGAACGCUCCAAGGGCCAAACACUGCGCACUGGGGACAAGAUCGUCCCCCGCGGCUCUCGCUCCCCCUCGCCCAGCGCUCCAGGCUUUAGCAGUAAUGAGCUUACCUCUCCUAUCUGACUUAAAAAUUCAAAUGACAAUAAAACAUGAACAUGCAAUUUA
Molecule: messenger RNA, 4713 nt
Organism: Jaculus jaculus (lesser Egyptian jerboa)
Lineage: Eukaryota; Metazoa; Chordata; Mammalia; Rodentia; Dipodidae
Gene: Plekhh2
Product: pleckstrin homology, MyTH4 and FERM domain containing H2
Exons: 30
Coding region: 6-4556 (1516 amino acids)
Biological process (GO): negative regulation of actin filament depolymerization
Cellular component (GO): cytoskeleton; cytoplasm
Molecular function (GO): actin binding
Source: RefSeq, a predicted model, not a curated record